AUGCAGAUGAGCGAGGACCUAACAUCUCCAAAAGUCACCCUCACUUUCUUGAAUGUUUCAAAAGUUAUAAGUGUUCCAGCUAAAAUGAUUGAUCCAAAAAGUAAGGCAAAAUUUAUCGAGAGAAAAUUACUUGACAACGUCAGUGGUCAAAUUCAUCCCGGACAGGUCGUGGCAUUAAUGGGACCAUCAGGUAGUGGGAAAACAACACUGUUAAACACCCUUGCUGGUCGUAAUUUAUCGGGAGUAACGGGUGAUGUCUAUUUCAAUAAUGUCAAAUAUCAGAAAAGCAUGAAACGGAAGUUAGCUUAUGUCUUACAGCAAGAUUUAUUUUUCGAGUCAUUAACUGUCAAACAACAACUGACUUAUACAGCACUAUUACGAUUACCGAGUAACUUGACACGCAGUGAAAAACUCCAACAGGUGGAAACUAUAAUUGACACCUUGAAAAUAAGAAAAUGUGCAAACACACCCAUCAUGUUGAUUAGUGGCGGUGAGAAGAAACGAGUGAAUAUUGGAACAGAAUUAUUGACUAAUCCAAAUCUGAUAUUUCUUGAUGAGCCUACAAGUGGUUUAGAUAGUACAAGUGCAUUUGCUUUAAUGGAAACAUUAAGACAGCUUGCAUUGCAGGGCAAAACAAUUGUCACAUCCAUCCAUCAACCUUCAUCUCAAGUGUUUCAGUCCUUUGAUCAGCUGAUACUGUUAGCUGACGGAAAAACUAUCUUCAUGGGUAGACCAUCGGAUGCCUUGUCGUACUUUGGCACACUUGGAUAUAAAUCACCUGAACAGUACAAUCCAGCUGAUUAUGUUAUGGAUUUGGUUAAUCAAGACAUGGAAGUGCGGGAAAAGCUCAAAGAGGCAUAUAUUACCAACAAAGUAUCAGUGUACCACAGAAAUUCCGUCACAGCUAGUGAGAGAUAUCUUAUAGCAGAACCAACUGAGAAUGACUUAAAUUUCAAAAAAACAGAUAAUCAUGAAGAAAUUCUAGGACUGACAAAAAACAGCAAAUGGCCUAUUGGCUUUUUCGCUCAGUUCCGUGUUCUGUACAGACGUAGUAAUCAAUUAACGGGCAAACAGCAAUUCACUAAGUUAAACAUAAUACAAGCGCUUGCUUUGGCGAUCGUCGUUGGUCUAUGUUGGUUGAGAAUGGGAUUUACAGAAUCUUCGGUGCCAGAUCGUACAUCAUUCGUCUUUUUCAUUAUGACGUUCUGGCCAUUCCAUACUUUGAUGGGAGGUCUAAUGUCUUUUCCUUUCGAACGUUCUGUUAUUAACAAAGAACGUGCAAGUGGUUCUUAUCGUUUAUCUGCGUAUUUUAUGGCAAAAUCAGUUUCCGAGGCACCGUUAAAAUUGGUUCUACCCACUGCAUUUCUAAUCAUCGCCUAUUGGAUGGCUAACAUUAAUCCAUUCUUCCCGGUGUUUCUCGGAUUUCUGGUGUUCGAGCUAUUAGCCAUUUUAGUUGCUGAAUCUAUCGGGUUAUUCAUUGGUGCUUCAACCAGAGAUGUCAAACAUGGUCUGGUUAUUGCAACUGUAACCCUAUUAGGACUACUGCUUGUCGGAGGAUUCUUCGUUAAAAGUCUGCCCCACUGGUUGGGCGUUUGGGCUAAAUGGUUGAGCUUUUUCAAAUAUGCUAAUGAUGGAUGUCUUCGAUUAGCCUUUAGUAGAAACCAUCAAUACAUCUGCAAUUUGAAUGGUACAUACGUUUCAAAAUGUCGAACUCAAUCAACAUUUCUUGGUAAAGACGCAUUAGCGUACGCACACGUUAAUUUAGGAAUUGGACAAAAUUUUAUUGUACUUUUUGGAAUGUUUAUCUUUUUUCGAACAUUAGCUUAUCUGUCAUUGAGAUUUAUUAAAGAUAAGAGUGGACGUACUUGA
Didymodactylos carnosus is the source of this 1869-nucleotide messenger RNA. The record is from the annotation of a GenBank genome assembly. NCBI's taxonomy places the organism in Eukaryota, Metazoa, Rotifera, Eurotatoria, Philodinida, Philodinidae.